Molecule: messenger RNA, 1443 nt
Organism: Micropterus salmoides (largemouth bass)
Lineage: Eukaryota; Metazoa; Chordata; Actinopteri; Centrarchiformes; Centrarchidae
Product: major histocompatibility complex class I-related gene protein-like
Exons: 6
Coding region: 74-1030 (318 amino acids)
Biological process (GO): immune response
Cellular component (GO): external side of plasma membrane
Source: RefSeq, a predicted model, not a curated record
CCCUUAGUGCUCGAACUGGCGAGACAGCAGUUCACAAAGCUUUCCAUCAAAUGUUUUGAGGCGACAGGUCACAAUGAAGAGCCUGGUUUUCCUGGCUUUCCUGGUAUUAGUGGGCCCACAUGGCGCAGCCGCAGCGACUCACUCUCUGAAGUAUUUCUACACUGCGUCUUCUGGAGUCCCAAACUUCCCAGAGUUUGUGAUUGUUGGGUUGGUUGAUGAAGUUCAGAUGUUUCACUAUGACAGUAACACCAUGAAAGCAGAACCCAAACAGGACUGGAUGAGCAGAGUCACAGCAGGUGAUCCUCAGUACUGGCAGAGGGAGACUCAGAGCUCUCUGGCUGCCCAGCAGGUCUUCAAAGCCAACAUCGAAGUUGCAAAGCAGCGCUUCGACCAAACUGGAGGUGCACACAUUAACCAGAGGAUGUACGGCUGUGAGUGGGACGAUGAGACUGGAGAGCUUAAUGGGUUUAAUCAGUAUGGUUAUGAUGGAGAAGACUUCAUAGCAUUUGACAUGAAGACAUUGACAUGGAUCGCUCCAACACCACAGGCUGUCAUCACCAAACACAAAUGGGAUAAUAACAGAGCUUUGAUGGCACAGAAAACAAACUACCUGACCCAGAUUUGUCCUGACUGGCUGAAGAGGUAUUUGGCCUAUGGGAGGAGCUCUCUGCUGAGAAAAGAGCUUCCCUCAGUGUCUCUCCUCCAGAAGACUCCCUCCUCUCCAGUCAGCUGCCACGCUACAGGUUUCUACCCUGACAGAGCCCUGAUGUUCUGGAGGAAAGAUGGAGAGGAGCUUCAUGAGGACGUGGACCUCGGAGAGAUCCUCCCCAACAACGAUGGAUCCUUCCAGAUGAGUGUUGACCUGAAUCCUCCAACUGGAGACUGGGAGAAGUACGAAUGUGUGUUUCAGCUCUCAGGUGUGAAGGACGACAUCAUCACCAAACUGGACAAAGUGAAGAUCAGAACCAACGAAGAGUCGGACACUUCAUCAACUACAGGAAGUCAAGACAGCACCUCACUAUUGAUCUAGGUAUUUGUCCUCACAGAAGUUUGAAGAGGAGGGUGAACUCUGCUCCAUGAGAAAUGGGAAUCGGAAUUUAACUUUUUGGAAAAGAAAUAAACAUGUUUUAUUACAGUAAAGACACAAUCUGCUGCGUUGCUAGAUGCCACGCCUAUACACAGAACAUACUUAAAAUAAAAGCAUCAAUACUAACUAACGUAUUUUACAGUACAGUUUACAGCACACUGAUAAAAUACUUAUAUCUACUGCUAGUAUUUAGAGACAAGUAAUGUUUGUAUCUUUUGUAAAAAGUAAUUGAUCAAUGAUUCUCAAACUAACUUCUUGUGUUUGGUUAAGUAGAUAAACGUCAGAUGAAGUUGACCUGCUAUUUCAUUCUUUUGUACUGUUGAUUUGCUUUUUAAUAAAGUCCCAGAUUUUCUAAA